Messenger RNA from Anopheles nili, 387 nucleotides. Its product is annotated as U6 snRNA-associated Sm-like protein LSm6. Gene Ontology annotation, biological process: maturation of SSU-rRNA; mRNA splicing, via spliceosome. Lineage: Eukaryota; Metazoa; Arthropoda; Insecta; Diptera; Culicidae. The record is from RefSeq and is a predicted model, not a curated record. Gene Ontology annotation, cellular component: P-body; sno(s)RNA-containing ribonucleoprotein complex; U4/U6 x U5 tri-snRNP complex. Gene Ontology annotation, molecular function: RNA binding. The transcript is spliced from 3 exons. The coding region runs from base 76 to 315 and encodes 79 amino acids.
GUUUAUGCCGCAAACAACGCGUUCGAGAAAAAUAAUUUACCAGUAUUUCAUUGCACAAAUUGAAACAGUUCCAUCAUGUCUCGCAAAGAAGCUUUGUCGCAAUUCAUCAACCAAAUCCAUGGCCGCCCUGUUGUCGUAAAACUCAAUAGUGGAGUUGAUUACCGAGGUGUUCUUGCAUGUCUGGAUGGAUAUAUGAAUAUUGCUUUGGACCAAACUGAAGAAUACGUGAAUGGGCAGCUGAAAAAUAAGUACGGCGAUGCCUUCAUCCGGGGCAAUAAUGUGCUUUAUAUUUCAACGCAGAAGAGAAGAGUGUAAUAUUCACUAAGAAGAAAAGAGUGUCAAGAAUAUAUUAAAUAAAAUAUGUAUCUUUUAUUUGGUAACAAGUUA